UUUUCUGGGAAAUCAGAAAAAUAAAUGCACAGAAGCCUAAACGGGAUCUUCCUACUACCGCCAACGUUCCCAGUUCCAAUUUCCGUUUUCAAAUAUAAAACCAAGAGAAAACAGAAGAAAGAAAUUGCCAAGUUUUUUAGAGUUGUUUGGUUCCCGAGAAAGUUUGUAGGAAACGACAGUAUAAACGAAACUUGCUGAUCUCUGCGUGAUCUACCGGCAGCCAACACAAACACAAGUCAAAUCUCUAGCAUUGUCUCUCUUUCGAUCACUGGUUACUUUCACCACAUGCAAGAACCGUUUGGUAUUUGUUAUUGAGGGUCAGCUUCCAGUCCGUUGAUUGAUUUUCGAUGGGUCAUGAACUUCGAUCAUUGCUUCUAGUGGAAACCAGGAGACUAAUAUGGCUUAUGGGAUUUGUGUUUGCUGUAAUUCUGAUGUUCCAGUAUGUUGAACUGCCUUACGGUAAUGUUUUAACCUCUCUAUUUUCUACUGAUAAGGUUACAGCACCAACUGAUAGUAGUUCCAGAACUGAUGGUGCAUUGAAUAACUCGGAGAUGAUUGCUAAUCUGUCUCAUGAGAAUAGUUUUAACUCGACCAAUUCAUAUCCAUUUCAUGAGAUGGUAAAUAAUACAGAGACUUCUGAAGGAGAAAACAGAAAUCUAGAUAGUGAUAUUGUAUCAAAAGGAAGUAAACAGUUGAAUUCAUCUGGAUUUGAUGAGGCUAACAAUGUUAAGCAGUCUUCAAGUGAGAAAAUGAAAAAUUCUCUUGUGGACAAUGUCAAUCAUUUUGACAACAUUUCUUCUGUUCCCUCGCUGGAUGAGUUAAGAGAAGACGAACAGGGAUUUUCUCCACAGAGUGAAACUGAUGAUAACGAUUACACGGAGACGGAAAAUACCAUUUUGAUAUCACAAAGUGAAAGAACCUUGAAUGACACAUUUGCGUCUCUUCUUCAUUAUCAACAAAAAUUCGUCAUCAAACGUGAGCUUGCCACAAGAUGUUAUAACUAAUGCAAGUACACCUUUUUACUCUCUUCAUUUGAAGACACCACCAGGAGAGAACAUUAUGAAGUCUACUUCUAAAGACAAUGAAACACUGGGGAAAUUGCAAAGUAAUUUCACCAUAUCUGGUGACAAUUCUUCUCUGACUGUCGAUCCUAAGGUGAACAGAAACUCUGUUACGCCAAAGUCUGCAGUAACUACGAUAGCUGAGAUGAAAAAGUUGUUGCAUCAGAAUCAUGCUUCACAUCAUUCAGUGACACCACGAUGGUCUUCAGCAGUUGAUCAGGACCUAACAUAUGCAAGAUCACAAAUUGAGAAUGCACCAAUAAUAAAGAAUGAUCCUGCACUUUAUGCUCCUCUCUACUGGAAUAUUUCCAUGUUCAAAAGGAGCUAUGAGUUAAUGGAAAAUAUGCUUAAAGUAUACAUUUACAAGGAAGGGAAAAAACCUAUCAUGCAUAUGCCAGUUCUGAAGGGAAUAUACGCUUCAGAGGGCUGGUUCAUGAAAUUACUGGAAGUUAACAAAAAAUUUGUUGUUAGAAACCCUGGAAAAGCACAUUUGUUUUACUUGCCUUUUAGUUCCCGAAUGCUAGAGGAGACCUUAUAUAUUCGUGAUUCACACAGUCACAAAAAUCUCAUACAAUUUUUGAAGGAAUAUUUGGAUCUAAUCUCUGCAAGAUACCCUUUUUGGAACAGAACUGAAGGAGCAGACCACUUCCUUGUUGCUUGCCAUGAUUGGGCCCCGGCUGAAACGAGGAAAUUUAUGGCCAACUGCAUAAGAGCCCUCUGCAAUUCUGAUGUUAAAGAAGGUUUUGUUUUUGGGAAGGAUGCAUCUCUUCCUGAGACAAACGUACGUGUACCUCAGAAACCUCUUAGGGAUCUUGGAGGAAAGCCUUCUUCAGAAAGGAAAACCCUUGCUUUCUUUGCUGGAAAAAUGCAUGGAUACCUGAGGCCUAUUCUGUUACAACACUGGGGUGGAAACAAAGAUCCUGAUAUGAAAAUCUUUGGUCCAUUGCCUAAGGUGAAGGGCCAAAAAAACUACAUCCAGUUCAUGAAGAGCAGCAAGUACUGCAUUUGUGCAAAGGGUUAUGAAGUCAACAGUCCACGAGUUGUGGAGGCCAUUUUCUAUGAGUGUGUUCCGGUGAUUAUAUCUGACAACUUUGUUCCUCCAUUUUAUGAGGUUUUAAACUGGGAAUCUUUCGCUGUUUUUGUUUUGGAGGAGGACAUCCCAAAUUUGAAGAAAAUACUCCUCUCAAUCCCAGAGAAAAGGUACAGAGAGAUGCAAAUGAGGGUCAAAAGAGUACAACAGCAUUUCCUUUGGCAUAGUAAGCCUGUGAAGUAUGAUAUCUUUCAUAUGAUACUCCACUCAGUUUGGUACAAUAGAGUUUUCCAAGUUUAGCAUACAAUCCUGUGUACAUUAUUAGGUCUUGCUAGGAGUUUGGGAAGGUGUUGAUUUAAACAUUAGAGGAAGUGUGAGGAGGGUUAAUUUGUAGAUUAUAUCCGGGGGGGUUCAACGUUAUACUUGUGAGAUUCUUUUCCGCUGUGCAUAGAGAAUGAGUUUUACUUGGCCGAGUAUCUCUCUGCCUCCUGUCCCUUUCACGUGUAUUCAUAUUCAUUUAUCUGGUUGUUUUCUAUGUAUGCAUGCUGCUCUUUGAUUUUUAUUAUUAUUUAUAUAGAAAAUUUGUGAAGACAAUAAAUCCUUUUCAAAUUUAGAGAAUUUGGUGAAGUUUUUGCUGUGGGAAGAGAACCACCAUUGUAUUGACUUUAUUUUCAGGUUAC
Carica papaya (papaya) is the source of this 2771-nucleotide messenger RNA. RefSeq names its product putative glycosyltransferase At5g03795. Gene Ontology annotation, molecular function: glycosyltransferase activity. NCBI's taxonomy places the organism in Eukaryota, Viridiplantae, Streptophyta, Magnoliopsida, Brassicales, Caricaceae. The record is from RefSeq and is a predicted model, not a curated record.